Molecule: messenger RNA, 1410 nt
Organism: Drosophila montana
Lineage: Eukaryota; Metazoa; Arthropoda; Insecta; Diptera; Drosophilidae
Exons: 4
Coding region: 261-1301 (346 amino acids)
Biological process (GO): apoptotic DNA fragmentation
Cellular component (GO): mitochondrial inner membrane; nucleus
Molecular function (GO): RNA endonuclease activity; single-stranded DNA endonuclease activity; metal ion binding
Source: RefSeq, a predicted model, not a curated record
AUUGCCGCCCCAUAUCUCGGUCAAAUUUCAUCAGAUUUAAUCAGUAUGUUUAAAAAGUUUUCGAUUAAAUUAAGAAAAGGUGACCACAUUUGAAACAGAGAUGCCUUCGACUAGAGUUGAAUUAAACUUCUGGCAUUUGACAACACUUUCGGCACGGGGAAGUACCCCAAAGUGAUUUGAUUAGAGAAAUUAUUAAAUUUGCUUGUUAAAUUUAUGGAAACUAGUUUAGUAAUCAAAAUUUCAAUUAGGGUAACUCAGAUAUGAAAUACUUGGCAGUAAUAUUAACAUUGCUGCUGUGCGUGCUGGGCAGUCAGGGCGAUUGCCAAAUAGCCCGGCACAUGGUGGAAAAUACAAAGCGCAUAUUCACCUACCGGGAUGCGAGUGGCGCCCUUCGGCUGUUGCGCACAGAGCGAGUGCCCAGCGGCAUGCGGCUUUACAUGUACUGCAGCGCUUCGGAUGUGCUGGAGACACAGUGCCAGGAUAACGGGCAGUUUACGUUGGCGCUGCCCAUGAGCUGUGGCACGCCGAUGCGGUCAACUGUCGUGAAAAGCCGCGACGCUGCAUGCCCCCAGACGCUGUACAUAGUGGGCUACUCGCUGGAGGGGAAACAGCUGGAGCUCUUUCGCUGCUGCCACGAUGCCCAGGAGGGGCGGGUGCUGUACGCAGAGAGCGAUGUCUACUACAAGAGCUUCUUCGCCAAGCGACCGUGGGUGGAAUUCGAGACGGAUCAGAUAGUCACGCCUCAGGAGGCGGCUGCCUUUAUGAAGCGUAAUACCCAUGAUGCAUUCAAUUGUAUUUUUGGCGACAAUCAAAAAUAUUUGCCCAGUCCCAGCGAUCUGGUCAUCAAUCGCGGCCAUUUGGUGGCAUCCGCCGAUUUUCUGUUUUGCGAUCAAAUGGGCAGCACUUUUCGCUAUCUGAACGUGGUGCCGCAAUUCAAGAGCAUCAACGACGGCAACUGGGAGAAAAUAGAGCGCUGGCUGCGCAGCCAGGUGCCCGCCGCGACUCCGUUCCGCAUCAGGACUGGUGGCAUCGAUGUGCUCACGCUCCAGGAUCAGCAUGGCGACGAGCGCAGCGCCUAUCUGUCCGGCUCCAAGCUGCCGGUGCCCCUGUGGAUCUAUAAGACUGUGCGAGAUAUCGACGGCAACGGCAUCUAUGUGUUUCUCUCGUACAACAACAUAUUCGAACGGAACCGACCGGAAGUCCUGCACAAUUGCCAGACUGUCGCGUGUCCUGUUAGUCUGCCGGACAAUGCCAACGAUGGUUUCAUCUUUUGCUGUAAUCCAAACAACUUUCCAUACUAAGACGAAUGCACAAAUUGUUUGUGGUUCUUGCAGUCAAUUGACCAACAUAUUCUGCCAAAGAAAUUUAUUUUUUAACAUUUUCCAGAAAAUACGCCUCAAUAAUUUUGCA